Messenger RNA from Eriocheir sinensis (Chinese mitten crab), 7498 nucleotides. RefSeq lists its product as uncharacterized. NCBI's taxonomy places the organism in Eukaryota, Metazoa, Arthropoda, Malacostraca, Decapoda, Varunidae. The coding region runs from base 3634 to 5079 and encodes 481 amino acids. Gene Ontology annotation, biological process: SCF-dependent proteasomal ubiquitin-dependent protein catabolic process. The transcript is spliced from 2 exons. Gene Ontology annotation, cellular component: SCF ubiquitin ligase complex. The record is from RefSeq and is a predicted model, not a curated record.
GGUCCUAAGAAUUGCACUUAUUUCACAUGUUUUGGAAAAUAAGUUUGUGGUCAUAGCAUUAAUUCCUGAUAGCACCGGCCCAUGCAAAGACUUCUACAUUCCAGCAAUUUGAUCUGUUUGUGUGUAAAAGCCAUGAAAAAGGAAUUACAGAUAACUUCCUUAAAAUUACUACCAGGCAAUCAUUCGCAUUCUUUUUUGUGUCGCUCUUUUUCUAGCCCAGUUUUCUCGCCUCUUAUGAAAUGUUUCGCCACAAAAAUCAUCGUGUCUCACCGGGGAAGUGUUGUGAAGCCGUCCCCGCCUCUGUGGGUGCGACCAAAGGCAGAGCAGCAGGCCGGCGCUGGAAAAUGUUGAGGUGUGUGGCGCCGCGCUUUUAGGCUUGCAGGCAGUCGGGCAAGCAAUGUUUUGGACGGAGCCAAGCCGGUUUUACUUUUGUGACGUCAUGCCCCGCCUUGUAUUCUUCCUCCAAGGCUGGGGCUUUCCCUCAACUUCCCUAGGCCAUCAGCAGUCAGCAGGUGACUCGGUGACUGGCCGGCCGCCGCCUCGCCGCCCCCACCUGCAGGUGUAGCCAAGGCUGUCCAGGUGGAGGGCGUCCGCUCAGUAUCGCGACUCGCUCACCACUUCAUGUAAUAAGACAUUUUGAAAAUCAAGCAAAUAUGCCACCUAUCAAGCCAUUUCCAAGUUUACAGUCAACUGUAUUAGAAAUCUUGGCCAGUCAUCUUAGGAGACAAUGUUUUAGUGAUUCAUGCUCAUUAGUGGAUAUGAAGCUUAUUGCUGACCACAUAAACAUUUACUUAUACAAGCAAGCUAAAAUAGAUAUAUGUCAAGUGAUCUUAAAGGAUAGAGUUAAGGUACGUUGGUCUUUUUGCAAUAUAUAACUAUGUUUAUCAAUUCAUUACUCUCUGUUUACUUAACACGGUAGCAGCGGGGAUCAUGCUUCUUAAUGGCCCCUCUAAGCGAGAAAAAUGAGAAAAAAUCACCCCUCACACAAACCAUUUCAUAAUAUAUAUCAAAGCAUUUGUGAUCAGAUUAUGUAUGUAUCAUCUAUUUUGGGGGGUUAAAAUCAUGGCACAAAUUUGGCCCAUCGCUGCUUCACGAUAAAGCCACAAAUUUGGCCCGCCGCUGCUACUGGGUUAACUGUGCUACAUCUCAGUAUGAUAAUAAUAGAUUUAUUUAUUAAAUUAUAAAGUAGUAAGGUAGUAAGAGGAAUGUUCGAUGGCUCUGACCAUCUUACAGUGCUGGCAAAAUUAAGGCUGAAGGAAAAGUGGGUGUUUGAAAAGAAAUGAAGUAAAAAAGGAAAUAUUGGAGAGAAAAGUUACAGGAAAAAGAAAUAAAAGAUGAGAAUAAACGUGAAAUGGCAGAGGCCUUAAGUGAAAAAUGGGAAAGUGUAAAAGAUAGUACAGAUAUUGAAAAAGGUUUUGGAACAUUUAAAGAAGUAAUGUUAACUACAACAAAAAAAGUGUUAGGGAUGAAAGUGGGAGAGAUGGAAAAAGAAAAGGAAAUUCAUGGUGGACAGAAGAGAUAUGGAGGAUAGUAAAAGAGAAAAGGGAACUUUUUAAGAAAACUCAAGAAAGAAAAGUGGCUGAGCAAGUAAAAAGGGAAAGGAAAAAGAAAUAUAGAGAAUGCAAAAUGAAGUUAAAACAAGCAAUAAAAGAAAGUAAGAAGAGUUGAUGAAGACUUUGAAAGAAAAACUAAGUGAAAAAUAUAAAGGGAACAGAAAAUCAUAUUGGAAAGAAGUAAAGAACAAAAGAAAUGCAGAAAAUAUCUCCCCAAGUAAAAUAAAUGAAGUUACGGAUGAGAAUAGAAAGAUGUUAAAAGACGGGGAAGCUGUGAAAGAUAGAUGAAGAGAAUAUUUCAAAACAACGAAUUUUGAGGAUGGACGUCCAGCAGCUGUAACAGCAGCAGUUUUGAGUGAAGGUAGAGGAGGAGUAUAUAAAGAAGGAAGUAUAACAUAUGAAGAAGUAAAUCGGGCAAUAAAAAGAUUAAAAAAUGGAAAGGCAGCAGGAAUUGAUGGAAUCACAGCAGAAAUGUUGAAGUGUGGAGGAGAUGUAGUUACUAAAUGGAUGGUCAAGAUAUGUGGAGGGGGGGGGGGUGCCAGCAGACUGGAUAAAACCCAUCAUUGUCCCAGUUUACAAGGGGAAGGGCAGGAGAGGGGAAUGUGGGAGCUAUAGAUGUAUAAGUCUCCUGAGUAUACCCGGAAAGGUAUAUGGAAAAGUCAUAAUAGAGAGGGUGCAAAGACUUACAGAAGAGAAAAUCAGUGAAGAACAAGGAGGUUUCAGGAAGGGAAGGGGAUGUGUGGAUCAGAUAUUUGCCUUCAGGAUGGUAGUAGAAAAAAUAUUAGCAAAAGGAAAGAAACUAUUCGCUGCCUUCAUGGAUUUAGAAAUAGCUUAUGACAGAGUUGAUUGGAUGGCAUUGUGGGUUGUUUUAAAGAUUUAUGGUGUGGGAGGAAAACUGCUUAAUGCAAUAAAGUCUUUCUAUGAGGAUGCAUCUGCAUGUGUCAAAAUUAGUGGAGGAACAAGUGAACAUUUUGAGAUAAAAGUGGGCUUGAUCCAGAGGUGUGUCAAGUCACCAUGGUUGUUCAAUAUUUAUAUGGAUGGUGUUAUGAGAGAAAUGAAGGGCAAAGUUGGGGAAGUUGGAGUAAAAAUGUACGGUGAGGGAAGGAAGUGGGUGCUGAAUUCAAUCUUAUUUGCCGAUGACACAGUGCUCAUUGCAGAAAAUGAAAGUGACUUAAAAAUUUGAUCAUUGUUUUUGAUAGUGUAUGUAAAAGGAGAAAGCUGAAAGUAAAUGUCAACAAAAGUAGUGAUGGUUUGUGAGUGGAGUAGAAGUGAGGUUGUGGAUAUUGUAUGUCCAUAUAGAGUGGGAAUUGAAUGUGAAAAAGAAAGUAAAAUAAUUUUGAAUGGUGAAGAAAUGGAGGAGGUUAAUGAGUUCAAGUACCUUGAAUCAGUUAUGUGUAAGCAUGGUGGUAUGGAGCGAGAGGCAAGAGAAAGGGCAUUGCAAAGAAGAAGGGUGGUAGGGUCUUUGGGACAUAUCAUGAAUGGCAGAAGUGUGAGCAUGGAAGUAAAGAGGGAUUUGAGAAAUACAAUAAUAGUCCAAUCCUCACAUAUGCAAGUGAAACGUGGGCCUGGAAUGAAAGUCAGAGGUCUAGAGUGCAGGCAGUGGAAAUGAGUUAUUUGAGGAGUGCUUGUGGUGUGAGUAGAAUGGAUGGAAUGAGUAAUGAAAGUGUGUACGAGCGUUUUGGAAUGUGUCACGGGGGUGAAGGGAAGAUGUGUGGAGUGGUGGAAGAAGUGAAGCAACAGAUUUUAAAGUGGUUUGGCCACAUGGAGCAAAUGGAGGAGAGUAAGAUGACCAGGAGGGUGUAUGUGAGUGAGAUAGAGGGAGGGAAUGUUAUAUUACGACCUCCAGUGAAAUGGAGAGAUAGGGUGCAGGAGUAUGUCAGGGAGGGGUGAGAGAUCCUUGAGAAACUUUGAGCAGGCAAGGAGGGAGUGUCUGGAUAGAGAAAGAUGGAAACUCUUUUGCCGUGGCCAUCCCCUGGUGGGAGCUCCUAGGAGCAGGCGUCAAUGAAAUGCUGAUGAUGAUGAAAAUCAUAUGUAAGUUAUCAAAUAUAGUGUUACUAAUCAUAUCAUUCAUAUUUUUUAGAUGCAGAGUAAUCUGUCUGUCUGUGUGUACCUGAAUGAGAAGUGCCUGCUGUUAUGCAGUGAGCUGCAUUCCCCACUCCUGUGGCUCUCCAGUUGCCUGUGUGCGGCACCAGUUAUUAGGAUGCUGAACAGCAAAAGAGUGAAGACCCUCAAGAUAAAGAAGUGUCCCUGUAGGGAUGUUGUAAAUCAGAGAGAGACCAUGUUUGUUUUUGCAGACCUAUUCUGCUUUCUAAAAACAUGUGAAAAUUUGACAACAUUUCACUGUUAUGGUAUGUAUUGUAACUACACACUGGAAAUUUUAGCCAAGUCCUGCCCUCACUUACAAAACUUUGGUAUUUAUUCAAAUCCAAGUGUUCCUGAUGUAGUAGAUCUGUUUUACCUUGCAGGCCACUUUCCAGAUCAUGAAACAUUUACAAAGAUCAAACAAGAAGAAAAAAUACCUUCAAAGUCUGUCUGUACCAAGCUAAAGAAAGUCAGUUUAUGUCAUACUAAGGUUUCUGCUGAGGGUGCUUUAAUUCUUUUAUAUAUUUUUCCUUCUAUUGAAGAAUUUGAAAUCAUUAGCAACUCUGAUGUUAGUAUUGAAACUGUAUUUGAAAUGUUAUAUGGAACUGAUGUGGAAAGACACUCAGAAAUAACAAGAAGGUACUCUCUGAAGGUGUUCCCUUGCAUGAGCACUAGUGUAGCCAUUAAAAAGGAGACAUUAUCAUCAGUUACCAAAACCUGCCCCCAUCUGGAAGAUAUUUCCUUGGUGUGCACUGGAGAAAAGAAAGAGGACACUUACUUGCUUGCCCAUCUUUUAAACUUAAAGCUUGUAACUCUGAAAGUAGUCAACUGUAACAUACAUGCUUUACUGCAGUACCUGAGGCAGAAAGGUGAUGAUCUGCUGAACUUGACAAUCAAUCAAUUUUCAGGAAAUCCACUUCAUCUUCAAUUCACAAGGAGUGACCUACAAAAUAUUAUCUAUAUGUGUCCUAAGCUGGAGAAACUUACCUUAAAACUCCUUACUACUAUAAUACGUGAUGUGUGUUACUCCUGUUCUGAUCCUGAUUUAUUAUACUUCACAAUGUUAACACAUCUAAGUCUUGAAAAGGUAGAAAUCACACCUGAAGACCUGGCAGUGUUAGUUAGCAAGUGUAAAAACCUAAGGGAACUGCGGAUUAUCAGUCCAAUUCCUGUUGCGAUGGAUGACCGACGCCUGUGUGAUCUGUUAGACUCUAGUAACCUGCAAAACUUACAAAUUCUCUAUCUUGAGAAACCAGAUAUAACAAUGGUGGGCCUUCAGAGAUUAUUAAAUGAGUGUCCUCGUCUGCAUGCUGUGGGGCCACUUUCCUCAUGGUUCCUUGAGUUCAAGGAAUAUCAGAAUUUCAUCAAACAGAUUGAAGACAAUUGCUGGGAAUUAGAACUCAGAAAUCAGAAAUUGUUUUGUGAGAGUCCACUGUGCUGGUAAGAUGAACUAUUUUUUCUACAACAUUCCCUUUUCUCCUGAAAGAGUAAAUCUCUAAGUUCCAUGUAGUCAAUUCUCUAUGGAGUCAGACAAGGAGUGGAUAAUUACCUGUCUGAAAUUAAUUGUAGAUAAGAAAUGGCAAAAAAUACCGGUAGAUCCAAUUUCUUUGUUGAUUUCCUCAAUUCUUUCUCAGAGGUUUCCUCACAUGCUAGAAAAGGCAAUUUGAUAUAAAGCAAGUUAUUACUGACAUGUAAAAUGUUUACAUGAUGUAAUUUCAAAUACUGAAAAACUGACUUUUAGUUUUGGCAUCUUGAAGAAUAAGGAGGGGAGAGGUGCAGCCCCCUAAGCUUUAUGGCUGCUUGGCUUUGAUAGUGUUGAAAAACUCCUAUUCAUUUCCAUUUGUAUUAUGUCACCAGUCAUUGUUGCUAGAUCUACAGGAAUUCCUUGAGAUAUGAUGGAAGUUCAGUUCAUCAACAAUAAUCAAGAUUUUUCAUCUAAAUCUACAGGAAUUAAUUUUAUGCUCAAGAAAAUUCAUAGAACUUUACUAACAGAUCAAAAUAUUUUUUUUUUUUAUAUUCAUAAUCACUACACCCACCCCCACACUUCCACACUCACAAAUGAUGUGGUGGAGGAUACAAAGUUAUAGAAGCCUGUUUGCAGAUGAUGCAAAGAUAAUGAGGAAAGUAGCGGAAAAUUGCAAACUGCUGUGCAAGGUAUCGGAAAUUAAUCUGCAAAGAAAUGUAAAUUAUUGGAAAAGGGCAAAAGUACUGGGAGGCUGUCACUGAUCCAGGAUAAUUUUUUAACAGAAAACACAUAUAUAAGAUUGUUGGAAAGGCCUUUAGACUGCUGACAAACAUAUAGGAGUUGCAUUUCUCUACAUGGAUGAAGAGAUGAAGAAAUUGAUAGACUUUGGGUCUCAAAUAGCUAGCACAAUGCUAACUAAACCCUACUUUUUUUUACCUACGUAUGUCACAAUGUCAUGCCACCAUACUGGAAUUUAGAAUUCCAGUUGACCGUACAUUGCCAACUUAAGAGUAAUUUUUCUGAUAUUAUUUCUGACAGUUACUCAAAAUUGCUAAAUAGGAGGUUGGAAUUACCCAGCCCAAUCUUCAACUUCUGUUUACAGCUUGAAGUGGUAGGUAUAUGUGGAAACAGGAAUACUGCAUGUCUCGGAUCUAAAAAAGCAGUGUAACUCCUGCUUUUACAGGAGACAGUACUGCUUUACAACAAGAAGCUGCUGGGACAAUAGAAUGAACCACUGGAGUACUUGAAGACACUAGACAAACAGCAUUAUAGAGUCAGCCUUGCAUAUAGAACACCAAAUCAGUAACCUCCUCCUCUUACUUGGCAGCUUAGUGUUUCCACGGUGCAAGUCUCAGGUCUGUGACUGAAACCGAUUAUUUUGUUAACAGACCCAGGCUAUAUGAUCAUGGUCUUGAUAUUAUUUGAUCAUUUUUAUGUAAUGAAGGCAUUAUGGUUAUAUUAUAAUAAUUUAUUUGUUCCUUCUGUGACCACAAAAGGAGUACAAAAAAUACAAAACAACAAAUUUGAAAAAAAUUUAAAUUCUUCUUAGCUUACUAUUGCAAAAGAGCUGCAGUAUUAAACUGUUUGACCAGUAAAUCACACCUCACUACUCAUCUACCCACAAUUAACUCUUAAUACCAAUUCUGCAUACAGCUAUACACCAUCCUUGAGGCCCUCUGUAUUACUGUAGCUCUUGGGAAAACUGUGUACCUGUUUGUUGGCAGUCAGUGUGCCUUGUAUGCACUCAUGUCUUCCUCUGACUGUGAUAUAGUCUAAGUGCCUCAGUGCCCUUAGCCUGCUAGAGCACAAUGGUGGUAUUGCACACUUCAUCUGGGUGCCCUCACAUGUUGGGUUGCCUCAUAAUGAAAAGGCAGACAGACCUGCUUGUCUUGCCUCUGAUGACCUCACUGUACACCCAGGUGUUGAGUACACCAAUAAUUAUAUUAAGAGUAGACUUGAAUCUCUUAUUAGUGAACCUGUCACCUCUCGGCUUGCCUUGCAAUGUCAGGAUGGCAGUGCCUCCGGGCCAGCAUUCACUGUGCCCAAGUAUCGAGUCUCUGCACCCACACUUAUGGUAGACGCAGUGCAUCCUAUAAUCUUGUGGCGAUGCGUCUGAGGCUGGGCUAUAAGUAUUACUGAGAGGUGAGUGGGGCUGCCCCUGUACCUUGCAGCUUGUGUGCCAGGCCAAAGGGUCAUAUGCUCCAUCAUUAUGUCCUGCAUUGUCCCUCUAUUAGUGCCUACUGCCUGAGCUGGUUCAUUAACAAUAAUGUUCUUUUAUGUAUUUUAAGAGUAUAUAUCCUGCAUUUUGUAGUUCUGGGUGCAGUCCCUUGUUGUCUGCCCCCUUGAUCUCAUCGUAGCUUCUAUUUAUUUUUAAUAUAACUUGUACCCUACCAUUAUA